Messenger RNA from Sipha flava (yellow sugarcane aphid), 753 nucleotides. RefSeq lists its product as uncharacterized. NCBI's taxonomy places the organism in Eukaryota, Metazoa, Arthropoda, Insecta, Hemiptera, Aphididae. Gene Ontology annotation, molecular function: nucleic acid binding. Gene Ontology annotation, biological process: DNA integration. The record is from RefSeq and is a predicted model, not a curated record. Bases 1 to 672 code for a protein of 223 amino acids. The transcript is spliced from 3 exons.
AUGAGUGAAGAAGAACAGGUUCUGGCGAUGCAACGGACUGAUGCUGCCCUGAAACACAUCGUGGAGAUCUUAAGUCGAGAGGAUUUAAGUCGUACACAAUCGGAAGCUGAAUUAGUCAAGGACUAUUGUCUAGAGAAAGGAUUGCUGUAUAGAAGGGUCACUGUUGAUGGGAACAUCAGAAAGUUAUGGGCAGUACCAAACUCCAUGCGAAAGAGUAUCGUGGUGCCACGGGAAAGACAACCGGGAGAACUGAAUCCGAUCGAGCCUGGAAAGCGCCCCUUUGAAACGGUUAAUUUGGACCAUGUAGGCCCUUUUGUCAAGUCAACGAAAGGAAACAGGUAUAUCCUAGUGUUAAUUGAUAAUCUUACUAAAUUUGUGAAAUUGUACCCAGUUAGAAGUUGCGGCACCGAAGGAAUGACUAACAGUUUGCGGCAGUUCAUUCUGACAUAUGGUUCGCCUAAACGGGUUAUCAGCGACCGAGGGACGGCGUUCACAUCCAGGGCGUUUGGGAACUUCUGCUCUCAACAUGGGAUCAAACCCAUCCUAAACUCAGUGCGACACCCGCAAUCUAACGGACAGGUGGAGAGGGUCAAUAGUACCCUGAUACCAGUCUUGCAGGCUAACAUGGAAUGUGACAAUAAAUGGGAUAAACUUUUAUUGGAGGCUGAAUAGGAUACAUGGGAUGACACUGAAGGACCCCAAAACAACAUUCGUGAGAAGAUUACUGUAGAACAACAGCGAUGGAAGGAGAGA